Messenger RNA from Hydra vulgaris (swiftwater hydra), 1907 nucleotides. NCBI's taxonomy places the organism in Eukaryota, Metazoa, Cnidaria, Hydrozoa, Anthoathecata, Hydridae. The record is from RefSeq and is a predicted model, not a curated record.
ACCGAUUUUUAUGCUUAAAUUUUGGUUCUCGUUUUUUUCACUCUUUUUUAUGCAGCGUGAGGCAGACGUAGUUUUAAGUAGUUUCUUUUUAGAAACAUAUAUAGACAUAGAUACUUUUUGGAAAGAAGAAAAGUUAAUCUUGAUUUUUGAAAUACUUUUAUGUAUGGUUACUAAACUUUAUUAUGGAAUAUUUUGCUCCUGAAUAUUAGGUUGAUGUUCUCUCAUGAAUUUGUGGUCAAAGAAAUGUAGAGUCUGCUUUUUUUAUUAUUAAAAUAGCUUGUUUCAUGCAUUUUCUAUGCACAUGCCAAAUUUCAUCAAAAAAUAAGGAUAAGCAAUUAGUCUAAUUAGUGUUAUACCAAGUAUACCACUUUUUUCAGGUAGCCCUAGGCAAACGGUUUUUUGAGGUGGUUAUUUUUAGAAACAUAUAUUAACCUUGACAACUUUUGAAAGAAGAAAGAUUUGGCUUGAUUUAUAUAAACUUUUGUGUAUUGCUAACAUACCUUUUUAUGGAGUAUUUUGCUGAGAAUUUUGCAUGGAAAUUUGGCUGAUGUUGUAACAUAGAUUUGUAGUUGAAGAAAUGUAGAGUCUGCUUUUUUUAUUAUUAAAAUAGUUUUUUUCAUGCAUUUUCUAUGAACAUGCCAAAUUUCAUCAAAAAAUAAGGAUAAGCAAUUAGUCUAAUUAGUGUUGGACUUUAGGUACCUAAUUUCGAUUUUUUUGUUGUUGUUUUUUUUGGUAAGCAAAAUCCGGUAGGCGCCGAAAUCCGGAUAAGGGGGCGUUUCAACUAAAAAUCUUAUUUUGAAUUAUUGUAAUAUAUAUUAUUAGAUUUAAAAAAAUAUGGCAACAUAUAGCAAGAGUGUGUUAGAUGCCCUAACAGAAAAUCCUGCCCAGCUUUUUGUUGAUUUUUUGAAGUUUCUCGAAUCUACACAGCCCAUCACUGUUCCUUCUACAUCUGCUAUAAGGGUUACAUCUUCAGCACCUACUAUAACUAUUCCAUGUGUUCAACCUCCUGCUGUCGAAUCUACACAGCCUAUCACAGCUACAUUUACGUGUUCAACGAAUGUUCCUUCUACAUCUGCUAUUUGUGGUAUGUUUACAAGUUUCUACUUUUUAAUAUGUUUAUGCAUAUCUUGGCAAUUACAGUAUUUAUUUUUAAUCACAACUUUGAUAAUCUUUAGUUACAUCUUCUGCGGCUUCUAUGACUCUUCCAGGUAUUCAACCUUCUGCUGAGCUAACCUAUCAAGACUACCUAUUAUAUAGGUCCCAGCAUCCUGGACCCACCAGCAAUAGUUCAUUUAAGCGAUAGGUCCAGUUAGGAGGAAGGGACCAUAAUUCUUUUAAAUGGCCCUAUCAUCCUCCUAACAAGGGUGCUGGGAGCCGCAGCAGAAGGGGAGGUGGUCGAGGUCGUGGAAGUGGAGGAAGCAGAGGGAGAAGAUGGAAUGGUGGCAGCCGAGUGGUUCAUGGAGAUUAUUACAAUUAUUAGGCACCACCAUUCCUUUUUUUUUUUUAAUAUAUAUUUAAUUUCAGCAAGUUUAUUUUCCGUUCUUUUCCCAAUUUAUACAAUUAUCAACAUUUGCAUUAUAUUUUUUCAAAUUUUUACCCAAAAAAAUUUAAAAGCAAAACAUUGUAAUAGUCCCAAUGAAAUACUUUUUACACUUUUAAAAGUUGUAUUAUAUAAAUUUGUAAAGUUUAUACUAUAGAUAGAUGUGGACCUUUCAAUAGAAUUAGGUUUUUUUUUUAAGACUUUGUAGCCCACGUUAAAUAUUAUUUUAAAUUUAUGUGUAAUAUUUCAGAUGUUGAUAAAUGUGAAGUGUAUUUUGCAAACUUAUUUACUAUUCUUGUUUUAGUUUAUUAAAAAUGUUUGUUUGACUAUAUUAAUAGUUAUUUGAUUUUAUGUUAUUGUACCUUAU